Molecule: messenger RNA, 1911 nt
Organism: Lucilia cuprina (Australian sheep blowfly)
Lineage: Eukaryota; Metazoa; Arthropoda; Insecta; Diptera; Calliphoridae
Product: protein distal antenna-related
Exons: 2
Coding region: 266-1618 (450 amino acids)
Molecular function (GO): DNA binding
Source: RefSeq, a predicted model, not a curated record
GCACAACAAAAGUACAAAAUUUAAAACAGUCUCGCGUUAAUAGUCAUCGAGGUACAUUCGCGAUUACUGUUUACGGACAAUACUUUACAUACUUCAAAGCAUACUUGUCGUCAAUAUCGUGAACUAUAAAAAAUUAAAAUAAAAUUCGUGAACGUCAAUUUCGUUGUUUUAAUAAAAUUUUCAAUAUUUUUAAUCUUCCAAGACAAUUUCUAAAAAUAAUAAUUUGAAGAAAUUAUAAUAGUAUUUAAUAUAAAGGAGUGAAAAAAUGGAUAUAUCAGCAUACCAGCACAUGAACAUACGUAUGAGUACUCGGGGCAAGCGCCCUCUUCGUAAUUUGACGCCAUCCGAUAAAGUAAGAGCUAUACAACGUAUACACAAUGGGGAAACUAAGGCAUCCGUGUCACGAGAUAUUGGAGUCCCAGAGUCCACUCUUCGAGGUUGGUGUAAAAAUGAGCAGAAGCUGCGGUUUAUGUGUCGCCAGUUGGGAGCUGCAGAUCAAUUAUCACCAAUGACAGGGGUGGAAAAUCCGCCUGAGAAACGUCCCCGGUUUGAUAAUCACAUCCAAACUCCUAAAUACCCGACACCCUCCAGCUUUGAUGAAUUUGGAUAUAGCCGACUGCCGUUAAAUGGUCUCACUUUUCAAUCAAAUGGCAGCAAUGCAAUUUUAGAAAAAAUAGCAUUGAAUGAAAUCAUGAAAAAACACAUGCCAGCCGAUAUUGUCAUUAAACAGCCAGGUGAUAACAUUUCGAACCAAAUGCCCGGUAUGAUGGGAGGAGAUUAUAAUACACAGCUGUCCAUGAUGCAGAAUUUGAAUUUAUUAUCUCUGUUAAGCCCUAAUUUGGUAGCUAUUCCAAAUCUUAAUCCAAAUGGAAAUGGUACUCCAGAUGCUGCCAAAAACAAAAUUCCUCCGCGUUUAACAGAUGAUGCUAAGGACAAUACCAAAGGCAACUGCAAUGGCAGUAAUACCAACAACCACAACGUUUAUGUAAAUAAUACAGCAUCAUUAUCUGUAAAGACUUGGGCUAAGGAUCCUGCAGACAAAAAUUUGAUAAAUAUCUCAAACACUACCGUUGCUAAUAACACCAUCGGAAUUAAUCGCGGCAUUCAUGAUUCAAACAAUAAUAACGUAAAAGACAAAAACAGUUCCUUCCCCACAGAAGCUCCUACGGAUGUACCGAAUUUCACACCACCUUUGCCUUUAGGUCUGUUACAAAUACCUAAUAUCAACAACACAUCCGACUCCGAAGCUGGCAAUAACAGUGCUUUACUGGAAUGGUGCAAAGUUUUUAAUGCCAGCCUUAACUUUUUGGCUUUAGCUGCUGCCGCCGCUGCACUCCAGCCUAGUGGUACACUAAAUCCUAACGCCAUUAAGAAGGAGGACAAUAUUCUAUAUAAGGAACUCACCAAGACUGCAAACAACUUCGACACAGCAAACAAUCCAUCAACUUUCAUUGGCAGCGAUGUCUCCAAUGACAGCUACUUUGAUAGUGAACCGGAAGAUUUAUCAGUACGAUCCACUGCCACAUCCAAACUGUCCAGUCCAGCUAAUAGUCGUUCCCAGAGUCCUGUAAAAAGCAACGGUUCGUGUUCGCCUUUGCAUAGUGAUGGAGAACACUAAGAGGUCCAUGUGAAUAAGUGUUUUGUGUUUUUUUAUGUCUGUGUGUGCUGUAUUAAUUUUUAUUUUCCCAGUUAUAAACGAUUCAUUUAAUUAUUUAUAGAAUUCGAUAUAAUAUCAUUAUUUUUAUUACAACAGCUACUCCUACUAAAUACAUCUAUAUGCAAUAACAAGUAAAUCAAUGUAAUAAUAACAAAAUUAAAUUUAUAAUUUUUAAGUUAGAUUCUAUCACAUAAAAAACAAUAUUCAAGGAACCCUUUAACCUUUUAACAAAUACAUAUGUAUGGAUGUAUGUA